UGUGAUAGUAAUGCGCGAUGCACAACAGAGUGGUCGAGACUUUAUGGAAUUGAAAUGAUAGUCGUGUUGUUUUAGGAAACAGAGGUACCUUGUAUGUGUUAAACUAUUGGAAUAUUAUUUGUUACGAAGAUAAUUUCAACUCGCUAGUGCUUUAGCAUGACUAACUAGCUUUAUGUUGGUGCCUAGCUAAACGACGCAGAGCAACGUUGUUAUCGAGCUAACUUACAGCCAUUAAAGUGUAUUUAAUGGACCUUUAGCACUUACAAAUCCGAGUUGACGCAUACGACGUGCCCUCUUGAUGGAACAAAGCACGUCUCCACCGCCAUACCAAUAGCACGUUUUCUCUAUUAAUGCUAAAACGUUUCAGACAUAGCCAACGGCCCUCAGUGGCUUCUCUAUUUUCUCACUUGUAGAAUAAUGUGACUGCAGUCCUGUACAUACAGAAUGGACAGAGACUUGUUGAGGCAGUGUCUGACCUAUCAUGGAGAAUCGUUUUUCAACAAACUGAAAUGUGAACAAACAGAAAACCCAGACUUCCAAGCUGUGGUGUCUGACCUGUGCAAAGUCUCGUGUGAAAGCAAGAGUGAUGGGCAGGACAGCCCCCUUGUGGAGCAGUUCAUUGCCCGGAAGGCUGACAUCCUGUUCUGUCCAUCGUGGAAGACCACCACUCCUCAAGAAGAGGAACAUGAGGAGGCGGACGACGCUGCAGAGCCAUAUGCCAUCAUGCCACCAAUGGAGUUAUUCAUGGAAGUGUCGUAUGAAGAAAGAAGAACCAUGUUGUACAGGGACUUGGAAAGAGGAGACAUUGUGGUGGGAAGGAUCAACAACAUUCGAGACUAUGGCUUCUUUCUCACUCUGCUCUGCACAGCAGGAGGACUGAAGAGAGAUAUAGAGGACCUAGAGUUGUCGGCUCUUUGUCACAUCAAAGAAAUUCCCUCUACUGGCAGCCAUGAUGAUCCUCUGUCCUACUUCCAGAUCGGGGACUUCAUCAGAGCUGCAGUGAAAGAUAUUGACCGCUACCAGGAGAAAAUCACAGUCUCUGUCAUCCAGGCCUCUCUUUUGCCCAACUUUGUGCACGUCAAACUGGGUGUCGUUCCUCGGGAGGAGCUGCCCAUACACUACAGUCGUAGCCUUUCUGCAGCCGCUGACUCCAGGAAGACGUACGAGUGUAUACUGAAGAGUUGCCAUGGCUACCACAAUCCCAAUGUAGUGGCCUACCUGCUGGAAAAGGUGGGCGUUAGUGACACCCAACCACCAUCAAUGAUGAGAGGACUCCAAAGUAAACUUUUUCGAGCGGAAGAUUUUGCCUCUGCCCUCAGGAAGGAACAGUCCGCAUCAUGGGCUUUGAAGUGUGUGCGUGCCGGUGUGGGCCACUUCAAACAUGGUCGCCAUGUGGAAGCCAUGAACGAAUACAACAAAGCCUUGGACAUGGACACUGAUAAUGUAGAAGCACUGGUGGCUCGUGGAGCUCUGUAUGCUAACAAAGGCAGCAUCAUGAAGGCGAUAACCGACUUUGAACUGGCCCUGAAGAGCUGUCCAGAUCACCGCAACGCCAAGAAGUACCUCUGCCAGACGCUGGUGGAGAGAGGGAAACAGCUUGAGGAGCAUGAGAAACUCGUAACAGCAGAGGGACUGUACAGGAGAGCUCUGUCUCUGGAUGACUCUAACCCUGAGGCGCAGGAGGCCCUGCACAAGAUCACAGACACCAUACAGAAAUCGAUCCGCCUGCGAGAAGAAGCGGUGGCUAAGGAGCAGGAGAAAGCUACGACCAGCCAGAUCAGUGCUGAGAAAUUGCGUAAGAUCUUAAAAGAGGAGAAGAGGAUGAAGAAAAAACGGAAGAGAUCGACCUCUUCGUCAUCCGACACUUCCUCCAGGAACUCCUCCAUGUCGUCUUCCUCCUCUCGCAGGAGGUCCAAAAAGAAGAAAAAGAAGAGGAGGUCAGAGCGGGGAAGUAAGCGACAUCGCAGGAGUGAGGAGGGUAAGAGCGAGAAAGACCGGAAGGCGAAAGAGGAGGAUGAGGUGGAGUGGUAUCCCGCUCCGCCCAACACCUCCGCCAGCUUUCUCACCCAGAAAGGAGGCCCGUAUUUUGGAGAGAGUGAUGAGGCCGAGGUCAUGGUGAGGGAUGCUGACGAUAGACGCAUCUCUCAACUGUACUCUUUGUCUGCAGCUUCAGAGGAUGAAGAGUCUGACUCCUCACGCAGACAAAGGAAGGGUAGGGACAGAGAGGAGAGCAGGAACAAGGGCAGAAACCCAGAAAGAGAGGAGGUGAGGAGCACGAGUAGGGACAACGGGAAAGACAGGAGAAACAGCGACUCCAAGAGGAGAAGUAGCUCGGGCGAGAACAGAAAGCGGAAGGUAUCCUGCUCCUCCGCGGAGUCCGGGUAUUCCCGGACAUCCACUUUCAAAUCUGAAUAUUUCGGAGACUCGGGUUCUGCAUCCAAACAAGUAGAGAGACAUGACUCUUCUAAGAGGAACUCCUUCGAUGGCGGAAGCUAUGAGUGCGGAGGGUGGGAAGAAAUGCAAGAGGUAGAAGAGGCCAGGAGAGCGCUAGACAACAGAAAGGGCAAAGCAGUGGAGGACAGCAGCCGGUCCGACGCAGGAGGCAGUAAAAGAGCUGACGGUGCUGUAAAUCACAACAAACAGAGCAGUUUGACCUCAGUGCCAGAAGGAAGGGCGAACAAAGACCUCCCAUCGAACCUGCUGGACAUUUUCAAUCAGAUUGCCCAGUUUAAGAAGGAGAAAGGAGUCGGCCCAAAAUAAUAACCCGAAAGUCCAAAAGGUGCCUGAAUAUUUGUAAAAUGUGACUGUGAAAUCUGGAUGUUUGUCCCAUGAAAGCAUUAAUGAUGGACUGUCUCAAGCUGAUUGAAUGUUCCCAGUUGUUGUACCUUUUUAUUGUUGGGGGGGGAAAAAAACGUGAUUUUACUUUGAAAUGUCUUAGUCCUUGUCGUAGAUCUAAGGCCUGUGAGCAACUGUUGCGUUCAGUGUGUGGAAAUGUUCAUCAACAAUUGGUGGAAGUUAUAAUUUGGGUAAAUACUUUCACAACUUUUGUGAUCACAUUUUAUGAUUUUACCUGGUGAUUAUUAGUUUAUUUCAAGAGAAGAGCAGAUCAGUGACAGCCGAUAUUAUAAAGUCUGCCUUCAUCUCCCCAUUCCGAGGGUUUUCACGUUGUUCAGCACGUCUGACCGUCAGUUGCUUCAGGCUUUAAUAUCUGUUUAGUGUUCAUCUUAAAUUGAGACUUUGAUCUGUUGAAGAAGAUACUGCCUUAUGUUUACUGCCUUGUGCCAUUGUGUGCGCUCUCUCUCUGGCUCGUUAAAUCCUAAACAGCCUGACCUGCAGUUCUUUGACUCGAGCUUCGCACAAUGCAGAUGUUCCAGUUGUAUCCCGACACAUUCAUUUUUUUUUUGUAGUAGAAAAAUCUGUUGAAUCAAUAAAGCAUUUGAAAUGUCAAAACUA
This is a messenger RNA of Pseudoliparis swirei, 3453 nucleotides long. It is a transcript of the gene ttc14, whose product is annotated as tetratricopeptide repeat domain 14. Bases 445 to 2760 code for a protein of 771 amino acids. The transcript has 12 exons. Gene Ontology annotation, molecular function: protein binding; nucleic acid binding. Lineage: Eukaryota; Metazoa; Chordata; Actinopteri; Perciformes; Liparidae. The record is from RefSeq and is a predicted model, not a curated record.